This is a messenger RNA of Anopheles merus, 1568 nucleotides long. RefSeq lists its product as uncharacterized. The transcript is spliced from 3 exons. The record is from RefSeq and is a predicted model, not a curated record. The coding region runs from base 63 to 1568 and encodes 501 amino acids. NCBI's taxonomy places the organism in Eukaryota, Metazoa, Arthropoda, Insecta, Diptera, Culicidae.
GUUUUUGGAGGCCGAUCCGUGCACACCCUCUAUUACUACUACCUCAGUGAACCACAGCGACCAUGCAAGUGCUCCACCGUUGGCCGGUACUCCUUGUACCGUUGGUAUUUUGUUUCGUGAUGGUGCAGCACGCUGGAGCGAUACCGAGCCCGGACUUUGGUGUGCCCGUUACGAUCAAUCCGGUAAGGAACGAGGUCAUACUGGAGGCGUCGCUGCUGACCAGCGAGUUUGUCAGCGUUGCCAACGUGAGCGUUCGGCUCGUGUCAGGCACGGCAAUGCUGACCCAGGUACAGACGGCCGUCGUUUCGAUCGGCCAGCGGUUCCGGGACGGUGGUAUCGCGCUAAUGCAACGGCUAGUCACACUCGCGACCAGCUCCGGCACAAUGGGGAACGCGGACGCCUUCAUGCCCGCGUACCAAGGGAUCGACGCAUUGCAACAGCUAACCAAGACCGGCUUUGCGACCGAGCUGGCCAACAUCGGCAGGGUAGUGCCACCGCCGUCGACGCUGGUGCAAAAGUUUAACGACGCGUUUCGUGAGAUGCAAGGCGCACUCAACCAGCUGCGCCUCAGCCUGAAGGCGCUGGAGCGCGAUAUUCGCAAAUCCCGCCAGCACGUGCCCGCCCGAACGCAGAGCGACGUCACGCAGGCACUGAUCGCGUUGCGGCCGUGCAUUCACGCCGUACGGUACAUGGUGCGGACCACUCUGCUGUACCUGCUGGAAGCGGACGAGUUCAUGGUAGAUGUCGCCAAAGAGUUGAGCGCGUUCGACACAUCCAUGCGCAACACGCUCGCCAACUUUAGCGCGGUAACGAACCAACAGAAGCAAGACGCGGUGCAGUACAUAACAGACACGUUCGGCUGUAGCCUGCUGGAGCAGCACGAGGCGCUACAACCGGUAAGGCCACAGCUGACGGCUAUCUCCAGCUAUGCCACCGCACUGCAGCAACCGCUCGACGGUAUCCUGGCCGAGCUUGGACCGUCCGCUAUCGCCGCCCGAACGGAAGAGUUCGUGCAAGCCUUCGACCAGUACCGGGCGGAUGCAGUCGCAGUCUCGACCACUUCGGCCGGACUCUUCGUACGUUCGGCCACGGCGCAGCUGCUACGCACGAUGGUACUGACGUUGAUUGCGUUCGGUCCCCAGAACGAGUACUGCUUCAAUUGGUUUGCCUGGCGCGCCUACAGCCUGUACGCGUUGCACCAUAACGCAGCGAGCAAGUGCUACGAGGCGGAACAGGAUCGGCUUAAAACGAUGGUCAAGUUCCUGCGCCACGUGGUGGAUGUGGUGCUGUACGAUGUGGAGGAACUGGGGGACAAUCUGUCGGUCUGUGUGAAUCUUGUACCGGGCGGCGGUGUGUCUUGCGUCGAGCAGCAAGCAAAUCUGUACACAGCGGUACUGCUUACACUAUCCAAGAUGCUAGACGAUGGGGGUAGGCUCAUCGCCGAAGAGUUUGCCGUCAGCUCGGCCAGGCUCGGUGCGUGCGUAUCCUCCAGCGAACAGACGACGCUUAACGUCGUUGAUAAAUGGGAAAAGCUAGUGAAACUUUGCCAGACGCCACGUAAUCAAUAA